Molecule: messenger RNA, 692 nt
Organism: Nelumbo nucifera (sacred lotus)
Lineage: Eukaryota; Viridiplantae; Streptophyta; Magnoliopsida; Proteales; Nelumbonaceae
Source: RefSeq, a predicted model, not a curated record
CUAUAUAUAGGGUUCAUCCCAAUUCGUCUAGGCGAAUCAACAUCAUCACCUUUUGUUCUAAUAAUGGCCGGAAUUCUCCUGAAACCAACUUCUUCAUUGCUCAUUGUCUUAACAUGCUUCUUCUCCUCUAGUGUUGCCACUAGUGGUGCUGGAAAGCCACAUCGCUUCUCCCGGACUCUAUUACCGGAGUCCGUGGGGCUAAAGCAGGAGGAGACUGCAACCCACCUUCACUUCUACUUCCAUGACAUUCUUGGUGGCACCAACCCAACUGCCGUCCCCAUUGUGGAAGCAGCAGCAACGAAGACAUCUGCCACAGCGUUUGGCCGGGUCAUAAUGAUGGAUGACCCAUUAACUGAAACUCUGGAGGCUACUUCGAAGCUUGUAGGGAGAUGUCAAGGAUUCUAUGCCUAUGCAUCACAAAGUGAGUUUAGCUUCUUAAUGGUCAUGAACUUUGCCUUCACAGAAGGGGAGUACAAUGGCAGCACGCUUAGUGUGUUAGGGAGAAACCCUGUUCAGUCGACGGUGAGGGAGAUGCCGGUGGUGGGAGGAACUGGGCUUUUCCGGUUCGCUCGAGGCUAUGCUCAGGCCGAGACUCGCACUUUCGACCUUAAAACUGGUGAUGCAGUUGUUGAAUACAAUGUAUUUGUAGUUCAUUAAUCCGUUAUUUAAGGGUCCAUGGCUUUCUCUUUCUA